UUAUUUUUCAUUCUCAAACGUCAUUGUUGUUUUCACGCGUUUUCCCUCUAAUAAUAAACGUAAUGCUGUUCAGCGUAUAUGGCAUAUAUUUCUGAAGAAACCCCGUCAGCACGGGCCCGGUCUCUGGUUUAAAGCCGCGUGUCGGUGUUGUGUGUCUGGAGCGGUGUAGCAGUGUGUCGGGGCUCGAUCCUCUGAACACAUGAGUGUGUCUCUGGUUGUGAUCAGACUCGAGCUCGCUGAUCAGUCUGAUUCCCCGCACGGCUUUCAGUACUGCGCCGUUUCAGAGAUGUCAGAGGACGAGAUGAGAGAGAAAGCGCUGACCUCUGCUAGAGCGACGCUGGGCAGUAAACCGGAGCUGGAGCGAGCGGCCGUCCUCCACCAGCACCUGGGCAGCCGCGUCAUGAGCGACAUGGUGAUCGAGACCUUCCAGCCCAGCGCAGGAGCCGAGGACGGUAAAGAAGAUCUGAAGUCCACAGCUGACGUAAACGGAGAAGUCAACGAUCAAACGGACGAGAGUGUGACUCCAGACUCUCCCUCCAAACAGCUGCCGGAUCAGAUCUCCUUCUUCAGCGGAAACCCGUCAGUGGAGAUCGUCCACGGCAUCAUGCACCUCUACAAAACUAAUAAGAUGACGUCGCUCACAGAGGACGUGCGGCGCAGCGCGAUGCUGUGCAUCCUCACCGUACCCACCACCAUGACCAGCCACGACCUCAUGAAGUUUGUGGCCCCCUUCAAUGACGUCAUGGAGCACAUGAAGAUCAUCCGGGACUCCAUGCCCAACCAGUACAUGGUGCUGGUAAAGUUCAGGAGUCAGGCCGAUGCUGACAGCUUCUACACAACAUGUAACGGCCGUCAGUUCAACUCCAUUGAGGAUGCUGUCUGCCAGUUAGUCUAUGUGGAGAGAGCGGAAGUCAUCAAAUCUGAAGAGGGGGCCAGUUUACCUGUGAUGGAUCUGACUGAGCUGCCCAAGUGCACUGUGUGUUUGGAGCGCAUGGACGAGUCCGUCAACGGCGUGUUGACCACCCUGUGCAACCACAGCUUUCACAGCCAGUGUCUGCAGAGAUGGGAGGAUGCAUCGUGUCCUGUGUGCAGAUACUGUCAGACUCCGGAACCAGUGGAGGAGAACAAGUGUUUUGAGUGUGGAGUCCAAGAGAAUCUGUGGAUCUGUCUCAUCUGCGGUCACAUCGGCUGCGGACGCUAUGUUAGUCGUCAUGCCUACAAGCACUUUGAGGAAACGCAGCACACUUACGCCAUGCAGCUGACCAAUCACAGGGUCUGGGACUACGCUGGAGAUAACUACGUUCAUCGGCUUGUUGCCAGUAAAACCGACGGGAAGAUGGUGCAGUACGAGUGUGAGGGCGACACGUGUCAGGAUGAGAAGAUCGAUGCGCUGCAGCUCGAGGUGUGUGUGUGUGUGUGUGACUGGGAGAAUAAAAUAGUUCAUCUGGAGAAAGACACAGCGGAGGAGAUCAACAACAUGAAGGCCAAAUUCAAGGAGACGAUUGACAAGUGUGACAGUUUGGAGCGGAAACUCAAUGAACUCGUCAAAGAAAAACAAUCCAUUGAAAAGAAAUGUUCACAGCUGAACAACAAAGUGGUGAAGCUCAGUCAAGAGCUGCGGGAGGAGCAGGAGAUGAACCGAUGCCUGCGAGCCAAUCAGACGCAGCUCCAGGCGCAGCUGCAGGAGGAGGAGAGGCGGGCUCACGAGGCGGCGGCCAAUAAAGACGGCCAGAUCGCCGAGCUGCAGGAGCAGCUGCGAGACGUCAUGUUCUACCUGGAGACGCAGCAGCAGAUCGACCGCAUGCCGGCAGACGCCCGGCAAGAGAUCCAAGAGGGUCAGAUCAACAUUGCUGCGGCCCCACAGCCCGGGCCCUCGGCCCACGGCCCCGGCAAACUGAGCGGCCGCAAGGGACGAUCCAAGAGGGGAAAGUAGCAAAAGAUGUUGUGUUUAGUAUAUUCAGUGCUUAACGGAUGGCAGAAAUGUUGCACAGGAAAUGAGGAAGUUUGAAUAAUCACCCUUCCUCAUGUUAGAAGCUCUAAUAUAUCACGAUUUGUUCGCACGAGGACACCAGUUCCGCUUAGAAAUGUAGCUCAACCGGUUUCAUAUGAAAACAAAGUGCUGUUCUUGUCACACAAUUUUAUUUUCGUAUGUUUUUAGUGUCCUCAUAGUUGGAAGAAGUCAGUUUUUGAUUUACUUUAUGUUUGUGGAAAUGAUUGGAUAUUGCUUUCUGCAACUCUGACAGAAGAAUCCCACAAAAACACGUUUGUGUCAUGUUUCGCUUGGAGAGAAAAAAAAGAAAUGAUAUUUUGCAGUAAUGCACCUGAUGUUUUUUUUUUG
Messenger RNA from Sinocyclocheilus anshuiensis, 2338 nucleotides. It is a transcript of the gene brap, whose product is annotated as BRCA1 associated protein. Gene Ontology annotation, cellular component: cytoplasm. The record is from RefSeq and is a predicted model, not a curated record. Gene Ontology annotation, biological process: protein ubiquitination; Ras protein signal transduction. The transcript is spliced from 11 exons. Gene Ontology annotation, molecular function: ubiquitin protein ligase activity; zinc ion binding; nucleic acid binding. The coding region runs from base 200 to 1933 and encodes 577 amino acids. NCBI's taxonomy places the organism in Eukaryota, Metazoa, Chordata, Actinopteri, Cypriniformes, Cyprinidae.